AUGUCGUCUGACCUCCAACGCUACAUCUCCGACAAUGCUCUCCAAUUCUUUGGCCUCUCGGAUAAAAGCAUAGUCGACUAUGUUAUUGCGUCAGCAACAACCGCGAAGACACCGGACGCUCUUUUCUCUUCGUUGAACGCCUCUGGUCUCCCGGAUAAUCCCGCUUCACAUGCUUUCAUCAAUGAGGUGUUCCAGCGUGCUCCGCGUAAACACAAACAUAAGCGCCCCGAAGACAAUGCGCGAAAACAGGCAGAGAAGGAGGCCAAAGCACUUCGGUCUCAGCAGUUCUCGUUUGUGCUAGAGGACGAUGCGGGGCCUAGUGGGACAGUGGAAUCAAAGAGAGAGAAGACGAAGAGCUCAGGAAAGGACAAGGACAAGGACAAGAAGGACCGGCAUACUCGAAAACGAGUGUCAGAUGGGCGGGAGUGGGAGAGCGACGAGGACGAGCAGGCGAGAAAGCGAUGGAAGGGGGAGGAGAAAGGAGAUAAGGGACUGGAAGAGGAUGCAGAUGCGGACAUGGAGAUUGGAGAGGACGAAGAAAGCCGGAGGGCAAGGGACUUGCGAGAACGUGACGAGUUUGCGGAGCGGAUGAAGCAGCGAGAUCAGGACCGCACGAAACGCGUCGUGGAGGACCGCUCGUCCAAGAACGCAGGCGCCGCUGCCGAAGCUGCUCAACGACGACAGCUCGCUGACGAUACUGCUGCUCGAACCCUCGUCCUCCCGUCUCUACGUGAACACUCUCGACAGCAAUACCUCACAAAGCGUGAACUGCAGCAAGUGGAGCUCCUUCGAAAGGAGAUUGCAGACGACGAAUCCCUUUUCCGGGGCAUGCAGAUAUCGAAGCGUGAGCAGCGCGAGCUCGAUCGCAAAAAAGAAGUCCUCAAGCUUGUCGAGGAGCGGUUGAAAAUCGACGACAAAUGGGACGGGUAUAUGCUUCCCGAAGACUAUAUCACAGAGCAAGGUAAAAUCGAUAAGAAGCGGAAAGAGAACGUGUUGUAUCAGCGGUAUGAAGACGCGAAGCCCAAGGACGACCAGUUUGUGACCGAUGUCGACCAAUGGGAGGCAGCUCAAACGAAACACAGUACGUUCAAAACAGGCGCUAUGGACAAAAUUGAGAUUGUCGAGGACUACGAUUAUGUGUUCGACGAGAGUCAAACGAUUAAAUUUGUCAUGGAGCACACAAUGGGCGGUGAGGGUCAUAUGAGCGCGAAAGAUAAACUUUUACAACAACAGAUCGACGAGGCGGAGAGACGAGCCCAAACCAUCGACGAGACACGCAAGUCUCUCCCGAUUUACCAGUAUCGCGACCAACUCCUCGAAGCGAUAAAAGACAAUCAAGUCCUUAUUGUCGUUGCUGAAACCGGUUCAGGUAAAACAACACAGCUGCCUCAAUACCUCCAUGAAGCAGGGUACACUGCUGGCGGGAUGAAAGUCGGGUGUACUCAGCCACGACGAGUCGCCGCUAUGUCCGUUGCCGCGCGUGUGGCCGAGGAGAUGGGCACGAAGGUGGGAUACGAGGUCGGAUAUUCUAUUCGGUUUGAAGAUGCGACGAGCGACAAGACGGUGCUGAAGUACAUGACGGAUGGCAUGCUUCUUCGCGAGUUCUUGACGGAACCUGACCUGGCCGGGUACUCUGCGCUGAUCAUCGAUGAGGCACAUGAGCGGACACUCAGUACGGAUAUUCUCUUUGCCCUUGUCAAGGACAUUGCCAGAUUCCGGCCGGAGCUACGGCUGCUCAUCUCCAGUGCUACAAUGGAUGCCGAGAAGUUCAGCGAGUAUUUUGACGAUGCGCAUAUAUUCUACGUGCCUGGUCGUCGAUAUCCUGUGGAUAUUCACUAUACUCCUCAGCCAGAGGCGAACUAUUUGCACGCUGCGAUCACUACCGUUUUCCAGAUUCACACGACCCAGCCGAAGGGUGAUAUUCUAGUCUUCUUCACGGGACAAGACGAAAUUGAGGCCGCACAAGAAAACCUAACGGAGACUGCCCGCGCGCUAGGAAACAAAAUCGCCGAGCUCAUCAUAUGUCCUAUCUACGCUAACCUUCCCAGCGAUAUGCAAGCAAAAAUCUUUGAGCCUACACCAGAAGGCGCACGGAAAGUCGUGCUUGCCACAAACAUCGCAGAGACGUCAAUCACGAUUGAUGGUGUCGUGUUCGUCAUCGAUCCGGGCUUUGUCAAGCAGAACUCAUACAACCCCAGGACGGGCAUGUCGAGCUUGAUUGUUGUUCCUUGCUCUCGUGCAUCUGCAAAUCAGCGUGCGGGUCGAGCAGGACGUGUUGGUCCUGGGAAGGCUUUCCGUUUGUACACAAAGUGGGCGUAUACCAACGAACUCGAGGCGAACACGGUUCCUGAAAUUCAACGGACGAACCUGGGCAUGGUGGUGUUGUUGCUCAAGUCACUUGGCAUCAACGACCUGAUCAGCUUCGAAUUCAUGGACCCGCCCCCAAGUGAAACACUCAUGCGCGCACUUGAACUGCUAUAUGCUCUCGGCGCCCUGAACGAUCGCGGAGAGCUAACAAAGCUUGGCCGUCGCAUGGCUGAAUUUCCGGUCGACCCCAUGCUGUCGAAAUCUAUCAUCGCUAGCGAGAACUACUCGUGCACAGACGAAGUACUCACUAUAAUUUCCAUGCUGUCCGAAUCGUCUUCGUUGUUCUACCGGCCGAAGGACAAGAAACUGCACGCUGAUCAGGCACGACAAAAUUUCGUUCGAUCGGGCGGGGACCACUUUACCCUGCUAAACGUGUGGGAGCAGUGGGCCGAGACAAACUACUCGCAGCAGUUCUGCUACGAGCAGUUCCUGCAGUAUAAGAGUUUGUGUCGGGCGCGCGAUAUUCGUGAUCAGCUUGCCGGGUUGUGCGAGCGUGUGGAAGUCGUCGUUGAGAGCAACCCGAACUCCAACGACAUUACACCGAUACAGAAGGCAAUCACAUCGGGAUAUUUCUAUAACACGGGCCAGUUGCAGAAAAGCGGUGAUUCGUACCGAACGCUCAAGACGAACCAGACAGUGUAUAUCCACCCGUCGUCCAGUCUUUUCCAGCACCAGCCCCCCGUCAAAACGGUACUGUACUACGAGCUAGUUAUGACGUCUAAGUCAUAUUUACGGCAAGUCAUGGAAAUAAAGCCGUCGUGGCUAAUGGAAGUGGCGCCGCAUUAUUUCAAACCGGCCGAGCUUGAGCAACUGACGAAAAGCGACAAGAAAAUGCCAAAGACGGUCGGAGCGUCCGCGAUCACCUCGUAGUUGUACCAUUGUCCCCGAUAGUCAGUACCGGUAUGGAUGUACUUGAUUCU
Messenger RNA from Heterobasidion irregulare TC 32-1, 3287 nucleotides. RefSeq lists its product as uncharacterized. Lineage: Eukaryota; Fungi; Basidiomycota; Agaricomycetes; Russulales; Bondarzewiaceae. Gene Ontology annotation, molecular function: ATP binding; RNA binding. The transcript has 10 exons. Bases 1 to 3237 code for a protein of 1078 amino acids. Gene Ontology annotation, cellular component: intracellular anatomical structure; catalytic step 2 spliceosome. The record is from RefSeq and is a predicted model, not a curated record.